GACAAUCACUUUUUAACGGCGCUGUCUGCCAUCACUUAAGUCUCAACCAACUCACCAGAGGCCUGGAUAGUGUAUGUUAAAAGGAGUAAUAUAGAAAGUUUAUGAAUGUUUUGAUUUGUACACAAUCUGGGUUUUUACUGGCGAACUACUCUCACGAGAUUCAAAUCCAAUGUGUUGGCUUUUGAAGUGCCUAUUGGUGGUGUGUGUGUGGUGGACGGGUCAAGUGGAAUGUGGGAAGAACUACGCCAAUGCUCUGUCUAAAUCUAUUUUGUUUUUAAACACUCAAAGGUCCGGCAAGCUGCCAAUCAACAAUCCAAUUCCAUGGAGAGGAGAUUCAGGGCUAAAUGAUUGUGUGGUCGGAGGAUGGUAUGAUGCUGGUGACCACGUCAAGUUUGGACAGCCCAUGGCUUCAGCUGCUACAAUAUUGUUGUGGUCAUUAUACCGGUUUAAAGAUGCGUAUAGUUCUACCGCAACUCUGGACAGCAUGUACGACAUGAUCAAAUGGCCCCUGGACUACUUUCUUAACGCCUGGAAUGCAUCGGCUCAACAAUUCGUGGCCCAGAUUGGUGACGGUAACACUGACCACGCCUACUGGGGCCGACCUGAAGAUAUGACCAUGGUCAGACCGUGCAUAUAUAUCAAUACAACUUUCAAGGGCAGUGAUGUUCUGGGGGAGACAGUGGCAGCACUUGCAGCUGGGUCUAUAACUUUUCAAGCGAAAGGAGCUAUUUUCUACAGCGAACAACUUUAUUCUGCUGCCAAGAGCUUGUACGCGUUUGCAAUGGACAACAGGGGACUGUAUAACGGGUCACGUGGUUUCUAUGACUCCACUUCAGAGAGCGAUGAGAUGUGUAACGGGGCGAUGUGGCUGUACAGAGCGACCAACGACUCCACUUACUUGGACUACGCCAGGACACUAGCAGACUUUAAUGUCCCUUGGUCUUACGACUGGGACAAUAAGCAAGCCUCCUGCCUUCUGUUGUUGUAUGAAGAAACUCAUGAAGACAAGUACCAGCAGGCAUUGGUCAACUAUUUUGACUCUUGGUUACCUGGUGGAACAAUGGACUACACACCUUGUGGCCUGGCAUGGAGAUUUAAAUGGGGAUCUCUCAGAGAAAUGGCCAACACUGCAUUCUUAGCAUUGUUGGCGGCUGAGUCGGGAAUUCAGACUAUCAGACUACGUCAAUGGGCCGUGCAACAAAUCAACUACAUCCUAGGAGACAACAACUUUAACGGAGGCUGCUUCAGUUUUCAAAUUGGCGUCGGCAACAAGUAUCCCCUGCAACCACAUCACCGUGCAGCCUCUUGCCCCGACAAGCCGGCGCCCUGUGGCUGGGACAACUUCAAUUCGCCUUUGCCUAACCCACACGUUUUGCAAGGCGCCUUGGUGGGUGGUCCCCUUGUAGACGACAGCUACGAAGACAAACGUGAUAACUACGUCCUAAAUGAAGUGUCCACAGACUAUAACGCCGGCUACCAGGGAGCUUUAAGUGGACUACUCCAUCUCGAGAAUUUGAACAGUUUACCAAUUGUUGCCAGUAAAUGUCCUUGUUUGGAUUAGGUAAUAACAAGAAAACAUUUUUGAAUAAGUAACGAGGAACUCUUUCAUAUUUCUGUACACUAUAUAAAACAACGCCAAUGAUUAUGA
Biomphalaria glabrata is the source of this 1648-nucleotide messenger RNA. Its product is annotated as endoglucanase A-like. The record is from RefSeq and is a predicted model, not a curated record. The coding region runs from base 170 to 1561 and encodes 463 amino acids. Gene Ontology annotation, molecular function: hydrolase activity, hydrolyzing O-glycosyl compounds. Gene Ontology annotation, biological process: carbohydrate metabolic process. The transcript has 7 exons. NCBI's taxonomy places the organism in Eukaryota, Metazoa, Mollusca, Gastropoda, Planorbidae.